GAGAGAGAGUGCGUGAGAGAGAGAUCGUUGUUGCCGAUAUAACUGCUUUUUCUUUCACUGAGGAUACCUAACCACGCAGAUAACAGCUCGUCGGACGCAUCCGCAUGCAAGAUCCAACUCCUCCAGCUGUCGGCCUGAAUUAGUAGUGCGCCGUGAAGGGAGAACACACUCUGCCGUGCCUCGGCACUUCUUAGACGCUCGUCCUUGACAUCCAAAUGCUCUGUCUAUAUUGCUGUGCCAGCUGCCUUUUGUGAAUUAUGACAACGGUUGGUUUGUUUACUCGGGAAAGAAGUCCAUCCCCUACAUGCUGAUGAGCAAGUCACAUGAUGUAAUGAAGAGGGGCCGUGAGUGUGCGAUCCACCAAGUGUCUGCCAGCAGGAUAUGAGUAUUUUGAGCCCUGUGACAGUCGACAAAUCAAACCUUUUGGGAAUCGUGGGAAGGCCAGAAGACUACCCCAGAGCCAUGCAGUCGGAGGAGCUGUUCAGCAGGAAGCUCAAAGCCCUGAAUGGGGGCAUGGGACCGCCAUCCUCUGGCACACCGGGGAAGCCUGACGGAGGAGGCAAAACGAAUGGCACCCCAGCCAUGCCUAAAAUGGGUGUCAGGGCUAGGGUGACGGAUUGGCCACAGAGGAGGGAUGGGUGGGACGGACGGCCUUCACCAAAUUACCAGAGUGUGAUACCGGCAUUUCAGAAUGGCCAACCAGAUGAAACCACGGAAAUACUGGAGCAAGGUGAGCCAGUCACUCUGGACACAGACUACUCUGACAAUAAGUACAUACUGAGUGACCUCCUCUGCCACUCCCCACUCAAGGGUCUCCACCCUAUCCGCCAGCGCAGCAACAGCGAUGUCACUAUAAGCGACAUCGACUCGGAGGACAUCAUGGACCAGAACGCUGUCAACCCGAACACAGGGGCCUCAUUGCACCGUGAGUACGGCAGUACAUCCUCCAUCGACCGCCAAGGCCUGAGUGCAGAUGGCUUUUUCACCAUGCUGAGGGGCUACCGUGUGGACACCCUCGACCACCGCAGUGUGCCACCACUGGGUUUCCCCGAGCUACUGCGAUAUGAUACCUCCCUCUCCCCCAGCUUGCAAACAGCAGCUCAGAUUGCCCGAGGUGAGAUUGUUCACAGCGUUGGCUAUGACUACAUAGACAGCGCUCUCCUCUAUAGCCGAGAGAGGGAGAAGUCCUUUAUGAGACGUCUCAAGUCGGACUCCUCGGAAACCUCUCUUUUCAGGAAACUGCGGACCAUAAAGAGCGAGAGCGACGCCCUACGGCUCUCCGUUGAAGAGGACCGACGACCUCUCAGUUUCCAGAAGUGCUUCGCCCACUACGAUGUCCAGAGCGUUCUUUUCAACAUCAGUGAGGCGGUGGCCAGCAGAGCCAACUUGAGCCAGAGGAAGAACACCACCACAGGGGCUUCAGCUGCCUCGGCUGGAGUCGGGCCUGGCGGUGGACCCGGGCCUGGGCCUGGGCCUGUUGCUGGGGCAGAUGGAGGAGUAGCCGGAUGUAGCAGUGGAAACGCCUCCAUUUUUGAGUCUCCGCUAGGCAGCAGGGAGGACUUGAACCCCAAGGAGAAUCUGGAUGCCGACGAGGGGGAUGGGAAGAGCAACAGUUUAGUGCUUAGCUGCUCGCACUUCCGCAAUGAGAUUGGUGGUGAGAUCGAGAGAAGAAUCUCGCUCUCCAGAGCCAACAAUAGCAAUUACAGCAGCGGAGGAGAAAGCUGCUCCUUUGAAUCUUCGCUAAGUUCCCACUGCACCAACGCUGGAGUCUCUGUACUAGAAGUACCUAGAGAAAGCCAGCCCAUUCACAGAGAGAAAGUCAAACGCUACAUCAUUGAACAUAUCGACCUGGGAGCAUACUACUACCACAAGUUCUUCUAUGGGAGAGAGCAUCAAAACUAUUUUGGGUUAGAUGACAACUUGGGCCCCGUGGCAGUCAGUAUCCGCAGGGAAAAGCUGGACGAGGGGAAGGAGAAAGAGGGAAUGCAGUACAACUACCGGGUCACCUUCAGAACCAGUCAGCUCACCACACUCCGUGGGGCCAUUCUGGAGGAUGCUGUCCCGGCCACGACGAGACACGGGACGGCCCGGGGUCUGCCGCUGAAGGAAGUUCUCGAGUAUGUGAUCCCUGAACUCAAUAUCCAGUGCCUGAGGCUGGCCAUCAAUUCCCCCAAGGUCCCAGAGCAGCUUCUCAAGCUGGACGAGCAAGGGCUGAGCUUCCAGCAUAAGGUGGGAGUUCUGUACUGCAAAGCGGGCCAGAGCACCGAGGAGGAGAUGUACAACAACGAGAGUGCCGGACCAGCCCUCGACGAGUUCCUGGACCUGCUGGGCCAGAGGGUGCGCCUCAAAGGUUUCACCAAGUACAGAGCGCAGCUGGACAACAAGACGGACUCAACAGGCACCCACUCUCUCUACACCACCUAUAAGGACUAUGAGUUGAUGUUCCAUGUGUCCACCCUGCUUCCCUACACCCCUAACAACAGACAGCAGUUAUUAAGGAAACGGCACAUUGGCAACGAUAUCGUCACCAUCGUAUUCCAGGAACCCGGGGCUCUUCCCUUCACUCCAAAAAACAUCCGCUCUCAUUUCCAGCACGUGUUUGUCAUUGUCAAAGUCCACAAUCCCUGCACUGAAAAUGUCUGCUACAGCGUGGCUGUUUCCAGAUCUAAAGACGUGCCUCCGUUUGGCCCCCCCAUCCCCAAGGGCGUGACUUUCCCCAAGUCAGCUGUCUUUAGGGACUUCCUGCUCGCUAAAGUCAUUAAUGGAGAAAAUGCCGCACACAAGUCGGAGAAGUUCCGUGCCAUGGCAACACGCACACGGCAGGAGUACCUGAAGGACCUGGCGGAGAACUUUGUUAGCACGGCUACCGUUGACUCCGCUGUCAAAUUUAGCUUCAUCACCCUUGGGGCCAAGAAGAAGGAGAAGGUCAAGCCCAGGAAGGACGCCCACCUGUUCAGCGUGGGAGCCAUCACCUGGAGCGUCCGCGCUCGCGACUUCGGCCAGUCUGCAGACGUGGACUGCCUGCUGGGUAUCUCCAACGAAUUCAUUGUGCUUAUUGAGGAGGAAUCCAAGAACGUGGUCUUCAACUGCUCCUGCCGUGAUGUCAUCGGCUGGACCUCGGGGAUCAUGAGCAUCAAAAUCUUCUACGAGCGUGGUGAAUGUGUGAUGCUGUCGGCCCACGACAACUGCGGGGAAGACAUCAGAGAGAUGGUCCAGAGAUUAGAGAUCGCCACCAGAGGUUGUGAGACGUUGGAGAUGACCCUGCGUCGCAACGGCCUGGGUCAGCUGGGGUUCCAUGUCAAUUUCGAGGGCAUCGUGGCUGAUGUGGAGCCCUUCGGCUUCGCUUGGAAGGCCGGGCUUCGGCAGGGCAGCCGGCUGGUGGAGAUCUGUAAGGUGGCCGUCGCCACGCUAACCCAUGAGCAGAUGAUUGACCUGCUGCGCACCUCGGUCACCGUCAAAGUGGUUAUCAUCCAGCCUCACGAAGAUGGCACCCCUCGCAGGGGUUGCUCCGAGCUCUACCGCAUACCCAUGGUGGAGUAUAAGGUUGACAGCGAGGGUACACCCUGUGAGUACAAGACCCCCUUCAGGAGAAACACCACCUGGCAUCGGGUACCCACACCGGCUGGCCAGCCCCUACCCCGGGGCUCUCCUACACAGGGGCCCGAUCGUAUGCAGUGCCAGCAGAUCCUCCAGCAACAUCAGGCAGCUAUUCCACGGAGCACCUCCUUUGAUAGGAAACUGCCAGAUGGGCCCAGGACAAUGCAGGACAUGGAAAACCCCCAGGUCACCUCAUGUAACAAGGGAGACCAGCACUAUCGUAGCUCACCCAGCAACCAGUCCUCCUCCAGUGACCCAGGACCCUGUGGCAGCACCAACUGGUCCCAGCAGCCUGGAUAUGACGGCUGUCCGUCUCCCGUCCUCCAUGAGCGAUCAGGGGAAAUUCAGGGAGGGGAUGGAGACAGCCACAGGGAAAGAGAGCCCACCCUGGAGAGGACCAGGUCAGCAGAGGCCAAGUGGCACAUUCCAUCCACCAAGAUCCUCAACUCCCUCAAACAGAGAGAGGGAGGGAAAGACUCCCCCAACAAGCUGUCCAGGACUGGAGACAAGAACUCCAGCCACUCGAGCAGCAACACGCUCUCCAGCAAUGCUUCCAGCAACAGCGAUGACAAGCAUUUUGGCUCUGGAGACCUGAUGGAUCCAGAGAUGCUGGGCCUCACCUACAUCAAAGGGGCGUCCACAGACAGCGGCAUCGACACCAAUCCCUGCGUGCCCCCGGGAGCCCGCGUUCUGCUGCAGGGCAGGGUGGGCGAGCAGGGACACCCUUGGGUGUCGGAGCACCACGAGGACGGCGCUCCGGAGGAGGAUCACGGGAAGUUGUUUCUGCCGCCGGGAUACGCCCCUGCGCUCAUGGCCAGUCAUGUGACAGAGGGCAGCAUCGGGGACCUCAGCGAGAUCUCCUCCCACUCGAGUGGCUCACACCACUCUGGCAGUCCCCUGGCACGUGGCGCUAGGUACUGUAUGUCUGCAGACUCCUCCAAGGUCUACACCAUCCCUCAGACCAGCAGCUCGGGGCCGGGGCCCGGGCCAAGCUCGGAGGCCUGUGGACAGACAUGCCCCCCGCCUGGCUGCAAGCACCCAGCGGGCACCACGAGGAGUGAAAGUGUCCACAGCACUGAGGAACCGCCCAACAUUUCAGAGUGUGGGCAACUGUACGCACAGGAAGCUGCCUGCCGGCUGCAGGCUGCAGAGCGGGAGGGCAAAGCGCUGCAGGGGCUGUCGAAAGAGGAGUACCUUAAAAUGAUGCUGCCAGACAGCCCCCCAGGAGAGGACAGGAGGAGAAAGAUGUCAGCAGCUGGCAGCUUGUCACCGCGCCGCUCCCUGUACAGGACCCUGUCAGACGAGAGUGUGUGCAGUAACCGUAAGGGCUCAUCCUAUGCCAGCUCACAUAGCUCCAUGCUGGACCAGGCGAUGCCCAACGACAUCCUGUUCAGCACCACGCCGCCCUACCACAGCACACUGCCGCCCCGAAUGAUCCACAACCAAGGAGCGUCCAACCUGAGGAAUGAGUUCUGGUUCUCUGACGGCUCCUUGGCGGACAGGUCCAAGUUCAGCGAUCCAGGCCUCAUGCCCCUCCCAGACACUGCCUCAGGCCUGGACUGGUCUCACCUGGUCGAUGCGGCACGGGCCUUCGAAGACCAGCGCGUGGCAUCUUUUUGCACAAUGACGGACAUGCAGCGGGCAGAGGCGCUCCAGAUCUCCAAAGAGCUCACCAGACGCGUCGCAGCUGCAGAGGGAGCAGCUCUGGAGGCAGGUGGCUCUCCCUCCACUCUGACCGGGAAGGUCAACCAGCUGGAAGUCAUCCUCAGGCAGCUGCAGUACGACCUCAGAAAGGAGAAGGAGGACAAGGCCAUUUUGCAGGAGGAGGUGCAACACUUGAGGCAGGACAACAUGCGUCUACAGGAAGAGAGCCAGACGGCAGCGGCGCAGCUCAGGAAGUUCACCGAGUGGUUCUUCCACACCAUCGACAAAAAACCCUGAGUGCGACAGACGGACAAGACAGCCUUCGCUGCUCCUCGACACCUCCUCAACCAGCUGAGCAAGACCCAGAGACGAUUCGAGGCGAAUCCAAAAUAACACAAUCGUGUUACACGUCCCAAAAGUGUUGAAAACCCCUCCCAAAAACAAAAAAGAAAAAAAAGCCCGCUGCGUAGAGGACUCUGGUUCAGCUUGUGUGGAAAGACUUGAGAAACCGCUUGGUUGGAAGCUUAGUUUCGGGGACACACACACGCGUCCUACGUGUCUACGGUCUAGGAGUUUGUUAGAUAAAUGCUUAUUCCUCUCCAGACAACGAGAUUUUUGAGAAACCUCCUCGUCUUGAGAGCUGAGAAGAAAAUCCAAGCAACCCCAUCGAGGAGUCUGUCGAAACCCUUUUCCCCCCCCGAAUCCCCGGGAUGUCCUCGCAGUAGUGGAAUGUAAAGCCUUAGCGCUCAUUUACUGUAGUCUACUUGUAAUCUACCUAUGUCACAUCACUCUACUGUAAUGUAUACUUAGCUGUACUGUACUGUACUGCACCGUACUCUGCACACUGUCAGUCAACAGUCUCUGGAGCCGGCCGGGGCCCGCUGCUCAUCACAGAUCCAGGGAGCCGGAAACUGGAGAGGAUCAGCAGAGGGAGAAGACAUCAUGAAGGAAAAGAGGGAAAAGGGGGGUGGGAAGCCUUCUUUCUUUCCCACCCGCAUUUUGCGAAGACCCGCCCUACUCUGCAUCCGAUUGGUUAGUACUCGUUGCCUCUGUUGGUUAGGGUGGGGCUAUGGAUAGGGUUAGCCAAUCAGAGGCGGAGAAGGGGCGAGUCUUCCCGGAGUGCGGGUGGGGAAAAACAAGGCGGAUGGGAAGAGGGAAGGAAUGUAUAUUGGACAUAAUGAAGUGAUACUUGCUUUCUGCGUACACCGAGAGGAAUCCAUAUGUGGUGUUCUUGAGAAGUACUGUUGGGGGGGGAUGAAUGUAGCUCAACUGAGACUUUGAUUUUUCUUUUGAUUUUUUUUUUUAUUAUGGACUUUCUGGUUUCCCAUUUCCCAAAGUUUUAGAAACUUGAUUCAAAAGCUUUUUUUUCUUUCCUUUUUGUGCGCUCUCUUUCCCUCACUGUUGUAACUUAGGGUCCUUCGGCAGUAAUCUUGACGUUUGAAAGGUGCUUUUCCCUACAACCUCAACAUGUUUUGUCGGUAGUUUCUCUCCACUGUCACAAUGUCUUAGCAAUAAAAAAGUUGUAGCUACAAAACCGUGUCGUAUGGGAAGAAAAUGUAAAAUAAAAAAAAUGUUUUAAAAAAAAUAGCACAAACGUGAACAGUUCCUGGCAGGAAGCGGUUGUAUUUGACGUGUGUUCAUGCAACAGGAAUAGACUGUGCCUAAAAAAACUCCUUGGUGUAAAUGGAUUGUUUCUCUUUGCUUUAAGUUUUCGUGCAUAAACACAUGCCUUGUCUGUGGCUCACUGAUCUGGAGAGACUGUGUGCGUGUGUGUGUGUGUGUGUGCGUCUGUACGUGGGUGUGUAGUUUACUACAGUAAAAUGUGUUCAUAUGCAGUGGUUUCUAGAGCAUUAGAGCAAGAAGCAGUGAACCACACUUACAAUGCCAAAUGUGUUUAUUUCUGUACAGAUCCGCCACAGAAGUGUCUUGUAUUUAACACCAUUAUUUAAGCUUAUUUAACCUAAAGUUGUUUAUUUUAUUAAGGUUUUUUUUUGUUUCGUUUCGUUUUUCUGCACUAAGGAAAGGAAAAGCUCUGUGUACGUUGUAAAGUGUGUAGCUUGCCAGGGCAAAACUAUAUAUUUAAAUAUAUAAAUAAUUUGUUUUGGAGAUUCCAACAUUUGGAUGCUGCUAGAUUACAGUUUGCUGGUUUGUUUGCUUUUACAGAUGUCCCUCUCCGUGAACUGUCUCAUCCCAGACGGGAUACUGGUUGCUUUUAUUGGUUUUGUUUUUUUGUUUGUUUGUUGUUUUUUUUAAAUAAAUGUAGUUAU
This is a messenger RNA of Lampris incognitus (smalleye Pacific opah), 7508 nucleotides long. Its product is annotated as signal-induced proliferation-associated 1-like protein 2. Gene Ontology annotation, cellular component: cytoplasm. The coding region runs from base 382 to 5538 and encodes 1718 amino acids. Gene Ontology annotation, biological process: regulation of small GTPase mediated signal transduction; activation of GTPase activity. The transcript has 21 exons. The record is from RefSeq and is a predicted model, not a curated record. Gene Ontology annotation, molecular function: GTPase activator activity; protein binding. NCBI's taxonomy places the organism in Eukaryota, Metazoa, Chordata, Actinopteri, Lampriformes, Lampridae.